AUGUCCAUUGAAAAUUCGGAACCACCACCAGCGCGCUUAACAAUUCUGGAUAUCCAUAAGGAACCAGAAAUGGAUUUACUUCCAAUAUCUGGGCAUGAAAAGCAGCCUCUGUUACCAUUGAAAGAAGCCUGCGAGCCACUUUAUUCGAUUGUUGCUCGUUUAGCUCAGUAUGUUCAAAUAGCCUUAAACAAUAGUAAACGCUUAUCAGAUCGUGAAGGCUUAACAGUUGACGAGUCAGCCGCCAUUCAGCUAUAUACAAUGGAAUGGCCAGAAUCAAGUUCAAGUUUCUAUGCUAUCCUUAACCGAACACUGAGAGAAUUUAAUAGAGCCAAACUUAAGCCGUGGUUUAAAUAUUUAAAAUUAGUUUUAACAGCUUUGUAUAAAUUACCCGAUAACAAGGGUCUCGUCUGGCGCGGGAUUAAUGAAGAUUUAAGUACAAUAUAUGAAGAAGGACGAAAUUACACAUGGUGGGCAUUUAAUUCUUGCACAUCUUCAGUGACAAUUCUCGAAUCGCCACAAUAUUUGGGAAAGACCGGUAUUCGAACAUUAUUUACGAUUGAAACAACAUCGGGAAAAAUUAUCAAAGCGCAUUCAUAUUAUAAAACUGAAAAUGAGGUUCUUCUUUUGCCGGGCACUUAUUUCUGCGUUAUUGGCUUGUUAAAUCCAGCACCUGGUUUUUACAUAUUUCAUUUAAAACAACAAACACCAUCGGAUACGCUUAUCGAACCACCUUUUGACGUUCACAGCCAACUACAACCGUUAUCCCGCCUUUUACAAAAUGACAGAACAGAAAUAAUCGAUAUCAAUGUUAUCUUAUCGUUUCCAUUUAAAAUAAAAAUUAAACAAAGUGAAACCUUUCCGCUAGAGCGUGCUUCGACUCAUGCACAAAUAGAUACAGACAGAAAAGUUAUCGGUUUAAUGAUAUAUAAAGAAAUACAAUCGGUUCCAGAUUUAUUUUCACUUCAAAAUUUACAAAAAUUAUAUAUUUCUGAUUGUGAUCGGCCUGUUACGUCUGGCAUUGGUCACUUGAAACAAUUAAUCAGUUUAUCCAUAUGCAACAAUAAGGCUUUGAGGACGUUGCCAAAGGAAAUGAGUCAAUUAUCAAAACUGAAAACAUUGACACUUGAUGGAUGUUGUUUUCAAGAAAUACCAGCUGUAUUAGCAACAUUAUUAUCACUGCAAAAUUUGUGUUUGGAUAAUAAUAAUAUAUCAUCAAUUAGUCCGUCAACAUUUUUCGAAAACCUUCAAAAUUUAAAAGAAUUGUCAUUCAUCCACAAUAAUUUCACUAAGCUUCCAUGUGAGGCAUUAAUGUACUGCAAAAGUCUACAUACAUUACACAUGAUCCAUAAUAAAUUGAAUGAUUUAUCAGGAAUUGAACUGUGGUCUCCGAACUUGUAUUGGAUGCUUCGUGACGAAGAUCUGACAUUAUAUUUAUGA
Messenger RNA from Didymodactylos carnosus, 1437 nucleotides. Lineage: Eukaryota; Metazoa; Rotifera; Eurotatoria; Philodinida; Philodinidae. The record is from the annotation of a GenBank genome assembly.